AUGCACGUCGCAACGGAAUGGACGAGUGUCGUCAUGUUUGCAAUGCUAGGCGUCAUCAUGAUCACCCGGUUAUAUGCCAUGUAUCAGCGAUCUAGAACGGUGGUGAUACUUCUCAUUGUCGUCUUACUAGCUGUCACCAUCGCCAAUGGAGUGAUCAACGAAAUAGUAACUAGGCAUACCUCAGGGGAGAUACUCACCACCGUAUGGGAGGUCCUCGCGCUGUGUCUCGCAGUCCGGAUUGCUGUAAAACAUUUCCGUGAACAGCGACUGCGACGAUCGUCUGCAGGAGGGAUUAUCGGGGACUGUUUCAAGGUGUUGAUGAAAUCUCAC
Molecule: messenger RNA, 330 nt
Organism: Suillus paluster
Lineage: Eukaryota; Fungi; Basidiomycota; Agaricomycetes; Boletales; Suillaceae
Exons: 4
Source: RefSeq, a predicted model, not a curated record